Molecule: messenger RNA, 1548 nt
Organism: Blastocystis hominis
Lineage: Eukaryota; Bigyra; Opalinata; Blastocystidae
Exons: 2
Coding region: 1-1548 (515 amino acids)
Biological process (GO): N-acetylmannosamine catabolic process; N-acetylneuraminate catabolic process
Cellular component (GO): cytosol
Molecular function (GO): N-acylglucosamine-6-phosphate 2-epimerase activity
Source: RefSeq, a predicted model, not a curated record
AUGGCUUCUAUUAUCGAGAAGAUCAAGGGAGGAAUUAUUGUUUCCUGCCAGGCACAUGAGGAGGAUGGACUGUAUGGACCGGAGAAUAUGGCGUUGAUGGCCAAGGCUGCGGAACUCGGCGGAGCUGUCGGUAUCCGUGCCGACGACCCGAAGCAUAUUGCGGCCAUUCGGAAAACCGUCAAGCUUCCCAUUAUUGGAAUUUACAAGGAGGAUGUGGACGGUUACGAAACGCGUAUUACUCUGAACAUGGACCGUGCUCGAGAGAUCUUCGAGGCAGGAUCCGAUAUUAUCGCCCUGGAUGUCACCAAUCGUCCUCAUCCAUACAACACAACCGGAAUUGAAAUGAUCAAGCAGAUCAAGGAGCAGUUCGGAUGUUUGGUGAUGGCCGAUAUUUCCACCUUCGAGGAAGGUGUUGCCGCCGCCAACGCUGGCGCGGAUAUCGUAGCCACGACCCUCUCGGGGUACACUUCCUAUUCCCCGCAUAUCACGGGUCCUGACUUCAAUUUGGUGCGUCGUCUCUCUCAGGCUGUGAAGGUCCCUGUGAUCUGCGAGGGCCGCAUUUCCAGCCCGGAGCAUGCUCGCCGCCUCCUCCACAUGGGCGUUCACGCCAUCGUGGUGGGCUCGAUGAUCACGCGUCCCAUGUGGAUCACCAAGCAGUACGCGGACGUAAUGAAGCAGACGGUCCGCUCCCUCACCUCCACGGCCUUCGCCCUGGACAUCGGAGGCACCAAGAUCGCCGCUGCGAUCGUCUCCGCCUCGGGCGAGCUGCUCGCUGGCCCCAUCAAAGCGAGCUGUCCGCAGGACAGCAGCGAGAGCGUGGUGCGAACCUGCGUGGAGCUGCUCCACACCCUGCAAUCCAACAGCAAUGGCGAUCACAACAGCCAGCCUUGCUGCGUCGGAAUCAGUACCGGCGGUACGAUCAACGCCAACGGCGAGAUCAUCUACGCCACCUCCUCGAUUCCGCAGUGGCAGGGCGCUCCACUGCGUUCCAUGAUCGCUGACGCGAUGAAUCUCCCCGUGGUGGUCGUGAACGACGGGAAUGCGGCCGCGCUGGCGGAGGCGCGCCUGGGUCUCGGCGCGGGCAAGCGCAGCACGCUGUGCCUGACCGUGGGAACGGGUCUGGGCGGAGGGUUCGUGCUGGACAACGAAUUGAUGUGCGGAAGCGAGCGCAUGGCGCAGUGCUUCGGACACGUGAUCGUGAACCGGGAGGGGCGGAACAUCGGCGAGAACGACGGCGCCGCGGAGUCGUACAUCAGCGGCCGCGCGCUCUGCGUCGAGUACAACCGGCUGGUUCCCGCGGGACAGCGCGUGGAAACGGGGAAGGAAGUGGGAGAGAAGGCGCUGGCGGGGGAGAGCGAAGCGGUGGAGGCGGUGCGCAUCGUGGGAGAGUGGCUGGGCGUGGCGCUGGCGUCGAUGUGCGCGUGUUUGAACCCGGAAAUCGUGGCGAUCGGCGGCAGCGUGGGCGAAUUGGACGCGUUGCUGCUGGAUCCGGCGAGACGAGCGAGACGCCGAUCGAGAAGGCGAAGUUUGGAGGCGACGCGGGGCUGA